Helobdella robusta is the source of this 357-nucleotide messenger RNA. RefSeq lists its product as hypothetical. NCBI's taxonomy places the organism in Eukaryota, Metazoa, Annelida, Clitellata, Rhynchobdellida, Glossiphoniidae. The transcript has 3 exons. Bases 1 to 357 code for a protein of 118 amino acids. The record is from RefSeq and is a predicted model, not a curated record.
AUGAAAAAUAAAGCCGAAAGGCUAACAUCGGUAGAUUUCGAGUUGAUUGCAAUUAGGAUUGGUGUCAAAUUCACAUCUAUAGAGAACUCCGGUUUCUGGUUUAAUGCCAUGAUAGAUAGCGGAACAGAGGCCUAUUGCAAUGAUCAAAACAUAGUAAAGGCACUGAAUUUGACAACUCUUGGAAGGUUGAAACGCUCCUCAAUGAAUCUUGCAAACAGAUGGGUCUUGAGAUCCGCUCUGAACUUCGUAAGUGAUGGAGAAGUAGUCAGAGAAAGAGGUAGAGAGUUCCAGAGAAAAGGGGCAGAAAAAGCAAGUGCGGAUUUAGCAAAAGAGUUUAAGCCUUUGGGAGAUACAUGA